Messenger RNA from Hypanus sabinus (Atlantic stingray), 954 nucleotides. RefSeq names its product C3a anaphylatoxin chemotactic receptor-like. Gene Ontology annotation, biological process: complement receptor mediated signaling pathway; phospholipase C-activating G protein-coupled receptor signaling pathway; inflammatory response. Gene Ontology annotation, molecular function: complement component C5a receptor activity; G protein-coupled receptor activity. Gene Ontology annotation, cellular component: plasma membrane. NCBI's taxonomy places the organism in Eukaryota, Metazoa, Chordata, Chondrichthyes, Myliobatiformes, Dasyatidae. The coding region runs from base 1 to 954 and encodes 317 amino acids. The record is from RefSeq and is a predicted model, not a curated record. The transcript has a single exon.
AUGUCAGUCUCAGAAGGAGUAUCCAACACGACGCUCGCUGGGAAUGACUCCUCCCACAAUACCACGGCCGUUGGAAACAUGGAGUGGGAUGCACCUUCCGUCAUGUCAAUGGUCAUCUUCAUCCUCACAUUCCUACUGGGCGUCCCGGGUAACGGUGCAGUCAUCUGGGUGACGAGCUUCAAAAUGAAGAUUAAGGUCCACACGGUGUGUUUCCUGAACCUGGCUAUGGCUGACCUGAUCUAUUGCCUGACUCUUCCAUUCCGCAUUACCAACAACUCGCUGGCCUAUUCUGGGUACAACCCCUACUUUUCCUGGAAGUAUAUUGGAUUCUUCAUGCUCCUCAACGCAUCCGCCAGCGUAUAUCUGUUAUGUCUGAUCAGCAUCUGCCGCUGCCUGGCUAUUGCUCAACCUAUUUGGUUCCAGCAACUUCUGAGCCUCCGAUGGGUGCGUGCAGCCUGUUUCGGUGUCUGGAUCCUAGCCUUCGUCAUAUGCCUGCCCGUCCUCCUGAUCCAGGAUUUGGGCAAGUGGAUGACCGUGUUAGAGCUAUUUUGGUUUCUUUUCAUCUUCGGACUCCCCUUUCUAAUUAUGAUCACCUGCUACUCGCUGGUUGGCUGGAAGCUGCAAGGGAGCAGGUUCGCCAAAUCUAAAAAGCCUCUCCGCCUUAUCAUCACCGUGGUCGUCACAUUUAUGAUCUGUUGGAUUCCCAACGCUGUCUACGACCUCAUAUCAACCUUCUCCACACCGAUCCCCGGAGCGUGGUCGUUACUCACUGUCGCCCUAGCCUCCUUGAACAGCGCCCUCAAUCCUCUUCUCUAUCUCUUCUCUGGCCGCGAAUUUCACCAGGUCUGCAGCCGCUCGAUUCUCGCCUCGCUCCGUCUGGCUUUCGCCGAGCAGAGGCUGGAAUUGGAGACCCAGUCCCAGGCCUCCAACUUCACCUCAAAUACGAAUGUCUGA